UGAAAUCUUUAUCUGGUGUCUGUUUGUUUGCAAACAGCUGUUUAGUCUUUGAUAAAAUUUUCAUACAACUACUUGAAAAAUGUUACCAUCUCUUUGAAACUUUUUCAUAGUACUUCUGAUAGUACUUUUCAGGCACUCCUGACCAUCAGAAGUCUAUUCUGGAGCACACAGCAGCAGCCUUUGUAAUUUCUACUAGUUGUGCUGUUUUAAAGUGUGCUUCUGUUGGCUAGUAAAGGCAUGUUUGAGUCUUUUCAAAACAAUACAUUGUAUGAUUUGUUUUCUUUUGUUUCAGGUUCUUUUUGUCUAAAAAGCUUAAAGAACUGACUAAUAAAAAGAGAAGUGGCUUAUUAAGAUAUACAGAUGAAAAACUAACCAAAAUAGCAAAACAGUUGGGUUACUCGCUAGAACAAAAAAGCUUGAAGAUGAAAGAGCGAGAUAAGAAGGUAGUAACAAAGACAUUUCAUGGAGCUGGUCUAGUUGUCCCUGUAGAUAAGAAUAAUGUUGGGUACAGAGAGCUUCCAGAAACAAAUGCAAGUCUCAAAAGAAUUUGCAAAACCAUUGUAGAUGCUCCUAAUGACGACCAGAGACUGAAAGCCUUUGCUCCUAUUCAGGAAAUGUUAACUUUCAUUCAGUUUGCCAAUGAUGAAUGUGACUAUGGAAUGGGAUAUGAACUGGGCAUAGACCUCUUCUGCUGUGGGUCACAUUAUUUUCACAAGAUUGUCGGCCAGUUGUUGCCUCUUGCUUACAACCUGCUGAAAAGAAAUCUGUUUGCAGAGAUAAUUGAAGCUCACUUAGCUAAUAGGAGAAAAGAGAAGGUAGAUCUACUUGCAGCAUGAUGAACACUAAAAUACUGUAAAAUACUGACUACCAUUAUUUAUGAAUUUUAAAUGUUUUUCUACUAAAGUGUACUUACUGUGUGAUAAAUAAACGUUUUUCCAAGCAAGA
Molecule: messenger RNA, 945 nt
Organism: Python bivittatus (Burmese python)
Lineage: Eukaryota; Metazoa; Chordata; Lepidosauria; Squamata; Pythonidae
Source: RefSeq, a predicted model, not a curated record